Molecule: messenger RNA, 3216 nt
Organism: Cottoperca gobio
Lineage: Eukaryota; Metazoa; Chordata; Actinopteri; Perciformes; Bovichtidae
Gene: pou3f2a
Product: POU class 3 homeobox 2a
Exons: 1
Coding region: 1-1389 (462 amino acids)
Biological process (GO): brain development; regulation of transcription by RNA polymerase II
Cellular component (GO): nucleus
Molecular function (GO): RNA polymerase II cis-regulatory region sequence-specific DNA binding; DNA-binding transcription factor activity, RNA polymerase II-specific
Source: RefSeq, a predicted model, not a curated record
AUGAGCGGGGUGCUGUCAGGGGUAACCACAUCUGUCAACCGUUCUUGGCCAAUAAAGAGCGGAGCGAGGCGGACCACAGGUGCGCGCCUCUGCGUCCCCUUGGCACAGCGCCCGGGAGAUGCUGGAGAGAGACGCCGAGCUGCCCCGUGGCGCAAAAGAGUUACUGUCAAAGGCAGCCUCCUUUUAACUCCAGCUAUCACUCUGGCUGCGAUAGUUAUGGCGACCGCAACAUCCAACCACUACAGCGUCCUCACCACCCCCAGCAGCGCGCCGCCGCCGCACUCGGAGUCCGGGAGCAUGCAGCAGGCGGCAGCAUACAGGGACGCGCAUACCCUGCUCCAGAACGACUAUAGCACGUUACCAGGCGGUGGACAUCCGCUCAGCCACGCGCACCAGUGGAUAACGGCGCUGUCUCACGGUGACAGCGGGGCGCCCUGGCCAUCUAGUCCCCUCGGAGAACAAGACGUGAAGCCCGUGCUGCACGACAGUGACCGAGAGGAGCUGCAGAACUCCAGCAGUCUGCAGCAGCAGCAGCAGCAGCAGCAGCAACAGCGACACCCUCACCUAGCGCACCAGCAGGCGCAUCACGACGCCAGAGCAUGGCGAACCAGCACAGCCACCACGCACAUCCCCGGUAUGGCGACAUCUGAGGGCCAGAGCCUGGUUUACUCCCAGUCCGGCUUCGGUCUGAUGCCAGGGGGAGAGCAAGGAGGGAUGCACCACCACCCCCUGCGGGACGAGGACCACCACAGCCACAGCCCGCACCUCAGUGAACAUGGAGGCGGCCCCGGGGCCCACCAGCAGUCUCUCUCACACCACCACCAGCACGGACAUCAGGAUCACUCGGACGAGGACACACCGACCUCCGACGAGUUGGAGCAGUUUGCCAAGCAGUUCAAGCAGCGACGCAUCAAGCUGGGCUUCACCCAGGCGGACGUGGGACUGGCUCUCGGGACCCUGUACGGAAACGUCUUUUCUCAGACCACCAUUUGCAGGUUCGAGGCGCUUCAACUCAGCUUCAAAAACAUGUGUAAACUCAAGCCCUUGUUGAACAAGUGGCUGGAGGAGGCGGACUCCACCUCGGGGAGCCCCACGAGCCUGGAUAAAAUCGCGGCACAGGGACGGAAAAGAAAAAAGAGGACCUCCAUCGAGGUGGGCGUCAAAGGGGCUCUGGAGAGCCAUUUUCUCAAAUGUCCAAAACCAGGAGCAGUGGAGAUCAACUCCCUGGCGGAGAGCCUGCAGCUGGAGAAGGAGGUGGUGAGGGUUUGGUUUUGUAACAGGCGGCAGAAGGAGAAGAGGAUGACACCCGCUGGGGCACUGAUACCAGGAGGAGAGGACAUGUACGGGGACACCCCUCCUCACCACGGAGGUCAAACUCCUGUGCAGUGACCCCAGUCCGAUAUUCUGAGCAAAACACGGACCCCUUAAGGAGGAAUAAUGCCUUCUUAUUUUUUUUAUUCUCUGUGCUGGACCGCUCGGAACUGGACCUCAGCCAGUUUAAAUGUCGGACCCACGGACACACACACAGUGGGGAUAUACAGUGGCACUCAAGCACUAAAAAUAACAGAGAGCUGUAUGGAGAGGUUUCAUGCCGCGGGACUGCCGAGCAUAUUGGGAUAUGCGGCUGGUGUGUGCUAACCAAAAAAAACAAAAAAAACAGCGACAUUGAAAUGCUUUUCUAUACCUUCUACUGAGGUGCCAAUGUGUCGUUAUGUAAUGUGUCAUUAAAGAAAGGCAGACUGUGAAGUGGGCACGAGGUGUCCGCGGGGAGGGGGGGGGGGGGGGAUAUAAAAACAAGCUUCGGGCUGGAUGAUAAGUCGCAGUCAGUGUGGGUAAAUAAACGCCAUCUUUCCAUCAUAACAAAAGCAACAGGGGUUCUUCGCAGCUCGUGUCAAGAGAGGGCUGAAAUGGCAGACACCUGCUGUACAAUGUUCAAAAUCCAAGCCAAUACCAGCCAACUGCUUUUCUAUUAUUAUUAUUAUUAUUAUCAUUAUUAUUAUUAUUAUUAUUAUUAUUAUUAUUAUUAUUAUUAUUAUUAUUAUUAUGGUUAUUGUUAUUAUUAUUAUUAUGAUGAUGAUGAUGAUACAAUUCUGAUGAUACAUCGACAUUUAAUGUGAUGUAUUAAUAGUAGUGUCAGCUGCAUAAUAAUAAUUUAUUUACAUUUUAAUGUUCCUCCCUUGCUUUAAAAAGUCGUGCUUUUAGACAAUAAUGAUGAUGAUAAUAAUAACAAUAAUAAUAAUAAUGUUAUCAUAGAGACUGAGCAUUGGUUCACUUUAAUGCUUUUUCUUUCUGUGCAGACAUUCUGUGCGCCUGUUUACAGUGUGUUUUUGCUGUUCGUUAUUUCUGUACUUUUCCAAAAUGCUGUGAAGAGAAAGACCGAGACUGUCCGGCUGGAACACUCAAAGCAAUCCAGCUCAUUUUGCCUUCCUUUUACUAAGAAGAAGAACAAAACUGAAUAUAUCCUGGUACCAGCUCUGGCCGCAGUGGCUAUACUACUACUACUGUGUGACUCACUCAUCCUCUGAGAAGACUAUUUGUGGGAUGUAUCUCCAAUUGUUUUGGUUUUUUUGUAUGGCUUUGUUCGUUUGUUUGUUUGUUUGUUUGCUCAGUUUUUCUCUGUCAGUCUGUGCCAAAGCACAAACACAGACACGUGUUCUUGUGCCACUUAAAUCCUGUGAUUAAUAACCUGGUCUGAUUGUGGGAGGUUAUUGAGGGAUGAAUUCUCUCUCUAAAAUCUUAAGAAAAUACAGAAAUUCAGAAACUCAAAUCCGACUGAAGGAUGUAAAUGACUGGGGAGAAAAUGUAAUAUUUUAAUAACUCAUAAUGUGAAUUUUAGACAAAUUCCAUGAGUCGUUUUGUAUUUCAAAACUUUCUGAAUGUAUUAUGCCCAGUUUACAAUGUCAGAGUCCCUCUUUUAAUUAUGUCAUCGCUGAAAAUAUUUAAAUUAAGCAUAGCAAUAUUUUACGCAUUUACACCCACCAGGGCAUUUUCCUUAUAAAAGGGUAUAUACAUAAUAAUCUGUCCUUAAUUUAAAUAAUACACACUAUUUCAGUAAUCUAAAAACCCUUAUUAUAAUUCUGACUUCAUACCAUGUAAUCCUUCAGCUGAAUUUGAGCUUCUGAGGUAAAAAAAAAAAAAUCAAAACCAAAACAAAAAUAUCAUCGACCUGAAAUCUGUGAUCAAACGAAGAGGAAAAAGAAAUCAACGAUUGCACAA